This is a messenger RNA of Arabidopsis thaliana (thale cress), 763 nucleotides long. RefSeq names its product CLAVATA3/ESR-RELATED 10 (gene CLE10). The record is from RefSeq and is marked reviewed. Gene Ontology annotation, cellular component: extracellular region. The coding region runs from base 152 to 475 and encodes 107 amino acids. Lineage: Eukaryota; Viridiplantae; Streptophyta; Magnoliopsida; Brassicales; Brassicaceae. Gene Ontology annotation, biological process: signal transduction. The transcript has a single exon.
UCUCAAUUGAUGUAGCAGCAUUAAACACUAUAUUUCCAUUUCACUCACUAUCUUUCCUUCUUUCACAACUUUCUUUUUCCAAGUAUCUCUCUCUCUAUUAGACAACAACACCACAAGACAAUCGAAGAUCUCUCUCUCUCUCUCCACAACGAUGAAGACUAACCGGAACCGUCCGAUCAACAUCCUCAUCGUCUUCUUCCUUCUUACGACCGCAAGAGCAGCAACAAGAAACUGGACCAACCGAACUCACCGAACCGUCCCUAAGGUUCAACACGCGUACUACGCAUAUCCUCACCGUUCAUGCGAAUCUUUCUCUCGUCCAUACGCACGCUCUAUGUGCAUUGAGCUCGAAAGAAUCCACAGAAGCAGUCGACAACCGCUUUUCUCUCCUCCGCCUCCUCCGACGGAGAUUGAUCAAAGGUACGGCGUCGAGAAAAGACUUGUUCCCUCCGGUCCAAACCCACUUCACAACUGAUGAAACCCUUCUUGUGAAGAAAAGGAGCUAGCUAGGGUUCUUCUCAAUUUUCUUGUAAAUCUUUCUUCUUUGUAUUACUUUCUUGAUCUGUUUGUAUUGCGCAAUUACUACGUAAUGAGGAAAACUAGUACUAUUUCCACGCUUGUUUUUGGGCUUAUCGAUUGUGAAAAUAGGGCAGAAACAAGCUUGGAAAUAGUUUAUUUGCCAAGGAUCUUGAUCUUGUGCUUCACUUCCUUGUUAUUACUGCAUCAAAAAUCUUAUUUUAAAACAAAACGGUAGAAAGUUAAG